Messenger RNA from Diaporthe amygdali, 213 nucleotides. RefSeq lists its product as uncharacterized. Lineage: Eukaryota; Fungi; Ascomycota; Sordariomycetes; Diaporthales; Diaporthaceae. The record is from RefSeq and is a predicted model, not a curated record. The transcript has a single exon. The coding region runs from base 1 to 213 and encodes 70 amino acids.
AUGAAAUGGCCCGGCGACGCCCCGGAAAAAGCGCCCAAGAUCGCCAAGAGUGGCGACACCGUGAUCUCAUACGAGCCCACAGAAACUCACAAAAGAACUGACGAGAUAUACUCGGGCUGGAUGAAGGCUUCUUUCACCCCGGCUCACUGGAUGCCUGUGCAGGCGAUCAUAGAGGGUGAUGAUGAAGUAUUGGAGACCUCGUUCUCGCCAUAA